Fulvia fulva is the source of this 1191-nucleotide messenger RNA. RefSeq names its product Isonitrile hydratase-like protein xanA. The record is from RefSeq and is a predicted model, not a curated record. The coding region runs from base 1 to 1191 and encodes 396 amino acids. NCBI's taxonomy places the organism in Eukaryota, Fungi, Ascomycota, Dothideomycetes, Mycosphaerellales, Mycosphaerellaceae. The transcript has 2 exons.
AUGCAUACCCCAGAUGAUCCCCGCGAAACGGUAAACUUAGUGGUCUUCAGUCGCAGCUGUCCGGCCGAGGGGUCACGAGCCAAGGUACCUCCAUCGGUGGUCAAAACCUGGCUCUUGCUCAAAACUCGAGGGGCAUUCUUCAGCUUCUUCCUCCUCUCCUUGUUCCUUUCAUCUCACUUUGAGACCAGCCCAGACUUACUACACCUUCCAUCAUACCAUACCGGCAAGAUGAGUGCAAUCACUGAGGAGCCUGAGGGCUACGUUGAGCCGCUCAAGGUCCUCAUCACCAUGCACGACAAGUGUGACACCCUCGAUGUCACCGGCCCGCUUGAGGUCUUCAGCUCUGCCCAGCACGAUCCGAAGAACCCAGAGAGCAAGGCAUUCCGCACCAUCUUCGCGGGACCUGACGAGCACGUGAUUACACAACAAGGUGCCCAGCUCCGUGCUCACAUGAGCUACGACGAUGCCAUGAAGCGUCUCUCCGAGAUUGACGUUCUCGUCAUUGCUGGCGGCAACCACGAUGCCAUCAUCAAGCAGAAGGCCCAGCCUCUGCAGCUCAUCAAAGCUUUCUCCGACUUGCAGAAGAAGAACCCAGCCAAAGAGCGUACCCUCAUGACCGUCUGCACGGGUGCCCUCUUCGCCGGCGAAGUCGGCAUCCUCAGCGGUUUGACGGCGACCACCCACCCAGACUACGUCACCAAGUUCGAGAUCAUCUGCUCCAACGCCGCUCAGCGCGACAUGGCCGACCGUGUCGACGUGGUCGAGGAACGCUACGUCGUGAACAACCUCCGCUUCGACCUCGGCGAGAAUGAAGAUGAGAACCCAUACAUCCUCGACCGGAAGCAGAUGAAGGAGAAUAAGCGCCGCAAGAGCUCUGCUGGAGCCAUCUCACCCAUUGCUGAGAACGGUGGCCCGACCAAUGGCUUCCCCAACGGUCGUCGUCCAUCCAGUGCUCGCAAGGGCAGCAUCAGCUUGAAGAUGAGCAACAACCGCCGCGAGAGUGUUCUCAAGCGUGCCAACCUCCGCCUCGGUGGCCUUCGUGUGCUCACCACUAGCGGUGUCACCUCUGGCAUCGACGGUUCUCUGUACUUGGUCGGAGCUUUGGUCUCUGAGGAGGCGGCUGAUGAGGUCGCUCGCAAGAUGUGCUACACCUGGAAGAAGGGUAUGGUCGUCGAUGGCAUUGAUGUCUAG